AUGCUUUCUCUCUCUCUCUCUCUCUCUCUCUCUCUCUCUCUCUCUCUCUCUCUCUCUCUCAGGACUCGAUGUAAAAAUCUCAACCAAUUCAUAUCUGUCAAUCUACCAAAUAUCUAUCUAUCUAUCUAUCUAUCUAUCUAUUCAGUGCGUUCAUAUCUACCCGCCUGUCUAGAUUUCUGCCUUCCAUUUUCCUCCUUUUACCCUCUCUUUUUUAUUUUGUUUAGCCUUCCUCUCUCACUUGUUUCUCAUUCGUCACUUCUUAUCUCUCCCUCUUUAUUGUGUGUGUCUCCGCUUGUUUCUCUCUUUCUCUGUCUUGUUUUUGUUUCUUCUACCGCUCUCAUUUUUUAUUUUGUUACUUCUCGCCGCCUCUCUUUUUGGUCGUCUUCAUUUUCUCGCUUUAACUCUCUCUUUCGUUUUAUCUCGCCUCUCACUUUCCCUCUUGUUCUUUUUUUUUAUCCUCCUCAUCUUCUUACUCUUUAUCUUUUGUUUUUCGUUCUUCUCUCAUUUUCUCCAUCUUUUGUUUCGUUUCGUCUCGGCUUCUUUGUUUAUAUUACUUUUCUCAUUCUCACUCUCUCGUUAUUGUUUCGUCCCCCCUCUCUCUCUCUCUCUCUUGUUUAUUUCCUUCUCUUGCUUGUUAAUGUUAUUUUUCUCAUUCUCACUCUCUCUUCUUAUUGUUUCGUCCUCUCUUUCUCUCUCUCUCUUGUGUUGUACUUCCUGUUGUACAUUGUUACUUUUCUAACUCUCUCUUUUAUUGUUUCGUCUUCUCUCUCUUUCUCUUGUUUUACAUCCUUCUCUCGCUUGUUUAUGUUACUUUUCUCGUUCUCACUCUCUCUUUUUGUUGUUUCGUUCUCUCUCUGUUUUCUCUCUCUCUCUCUCACGCUCUUUCUCUUGUUUUAG
Molecule: messenger RNA, 897 nt
Organism: Acanthosepion pharaonis
Lineage: Eukaryota; Metazoa; Mollusca; Cephalopoda; Sepiida; Sepiidae
Source: the annotation of a GenBank genome assembly